Penaeus indicus is the source of this 9469-nucleotide messenger RNA. Its product is annotated as CCR4-NOT transcription complex subunit 1-like. Gene Ontology annotation, molecular function: molecular adaptor activity. NCBI's taxonomy places the organism in Eukaryota, Metazoa, Arthropoda, Malacostraca, Decapoda, Penaeidae. The transcript is spliced from 34 exons. Gene Ontology annotation, cellular component: P-body; CCR4-NOT core complex. Gene Ontology annotation, biological process: nuclear-transcribed mRNA catabolic process, deadenylation-dependent decay; negative regulation of translation. The record is from RefSeq and is a predicted model, not a curated record. Bases 187 to 6771 code for a protein of 2194 amino acids.
UCCCUCAACAUGGAAGACGAAGAGAAAAUUACCUAAAGUGUCUCUCUCUCUCGUGCUUAAUUUCCCCACUAUUUUCCCUCAUGUUGGACCUCGAUAGAAUCCCGAUCCCCUCACUCGGCGGUUGUAGAAGGUGUGCGCGAAAGCUUCAAGCCCAAUUGAAGCUUUCGAGGCCGUUUUAAUGGCACUAUGAACCUAGACUCGCUAACUAAUGCUUUGUCUCAUAUUGGUCCCUCGGUCGCCAGUUUGACAAAGAAAAACCUGAACUCUAGUAAGGAAGAGAUUCAGAGAGUGGUGUGUCAGUUCGGUGGAGAGGCAGAGCGACACUUGUACCGGGUGUUGAUUGGUCACUUGGAGUGGUCUGGGCCGUCAGGCGGAGAAUCUCACCGGCCUUCACCUAACAACAACAACAACAACAACAACAACAACAACAAUAACAAAGAGAAGGAGAGCGCCCCCAGCUCAAGCGGAGCCACCCUCUCGUGGUCGGCAGCGGGCAGUGCAGGCUGUGCGCUCCUUGUGCAGCAUUUGUCUGCCACACUUCCCCCAACACAUUUCAUUGCCAGCCUUGCUUUUGCAGUUGCAAACCCCCCCAACCCAAGCAAGUAUAUAAAAAGCCAGUGGGUUGCUGGUGUGUGCAAAGUACUCAGGCUUACCAGGGUACAAGAAAUCAAACUCUGUUUACAUCUUCUACAAGGAACAAGUCUUGAAAUACGUAACCAGGCCACAACUGUACUGAAAGCUAAGCUCCCGGAACUCGUUCGGGCAUACGUUGAUACAGAUUCAGAAGACAAGGAACUCUUGGAAUUAUCCACUGAAUCUCUGCACUUGUUGCUAAUCCACAUCGUCCACCUGUGGCGAGACCCCCCAGCAGCUCUUCUACCUCAGGAGUCAAGACAAGCAUUUAUCUCGGCACUCCAGCAGGAGUUUCCUCGAUCUCGCGUGCCUGUCGUUCUUGCUCCCCUCCUUUAUCCAGAUACAGAUAUACUAAUGGAGAAGAUCACGCAAGAGCAGCCAGCCAACAUGGCCAAAAAUCUACUGGACGGGUCUCUGGCAGACUUAGUCCGUGAGUUAGGCUACAGCUUCUGUAGCACAGUGGAAGAAUGCAGAAGCAACCUCGGGAACUUCUGUGUGACCUCCAUAACACCAGCAGCUGUUGCAAAGGUCCUUGGUGUUAUGGUGCGCACUCACACAGGCCUUCCAUCAGAACAGAUUGGUCUUCAGAACCUCAAUUCCCCAAACUCGCUAUGGAGUGAUACGAAAGACAAGAGCUCAAAUAACCAAACGACCAGCUCGGGUAGCGACGUAACCCUAGGCGGGUCAGGGAGCCUCUCGGGUCCUCACUGCUGGAAUGUGGAGGUGUUCAUCAAGGCGCUCCUGGAGGUGGUCCCCAGCAUCAACGUGAAGGAGGUCUUCAACAAGUUGGACCACAAGGGCUUCCUAGUCAAAGACAGACAGGGUCUCAAAUUGCUUAUCACAGCGCUACGGUGCCUUCUCCAGGGCCAGGGCUUGCGGGUUGAAUUGUUUCCUGUGGAAUGCUUCUACCAGCAGUGGAAGAACACCGAGGAACAGCUUAGUCUUGUCACGCAGAUCCUCAGAAAUCCGGAGAUAUUUUGUUUCACCGAUUUUCCUUGCCAUUUAGUGUCCACUGAUAGCUUGAAGACAUUGCCAGAGCUUGAUAAUAAAGAGGUGGCCACAUGGAAGUCAGUACAACUACUAGAUACUCUCCUUUGCCUCGGGGAGAAUCACUACACGGCUGUGAAGGAGCUCUUCAAGUUUCCCAUCCAGCACUGUCCAGAUAUCCUUGUUCUUGGUUUAAUACAGGCAACUUUACCCUACACUAUUCUGCGGCAAGAUCUGAUUGCUUCUCUCAUUCCAAUAUUUUUGGGGAACCACCCAAAUGCAGCAAUAAUCCUUCAUCAUGCCUGGCACACACAGAACAAUACAACUACAGUCCGCCAGAUUAUCAUGCAUGCCAUGGCAGAGUGGUAUAUGAUGGUGGAGAAUGACCAGACAAGACUAAGCCGAAUUCUUGACGUCGCCCAAGAUCUGAAAGCCCUCUCGCUACUCCUCAAUGCUCAGCCUUUUCCAUUUGUGAUAGAUUUGGCUUGUUUGGCCUACAGACGAGAGUUUUUGAAGCUGGAUAAGUGGCUGACAGACAAGAUCCGCGAGCAUGGAGAGGCAUUCAUCUCGGCAUGCGUCAAGUUCCUGCAGCGCCGUUGUCCUCAUCUGGUGGGUGGCAAGGAGGACGGGAUGCAGAAAUCUUCGCAGCUUCCUCCUGAAACCAUGGCCACCAUUCUUGUGUGUCUUAAUGCUUGUGCUUUAAAUGUGUCUCAAGAAUUGUCAGACACCAUUGUGACAAUGGUUCAACACUGCAACCUGAUGAACAGACCUCGAACACAGCAAGGAGUGAUUGGCUUCCCUGGUCCAUCUCAGCAGACAAGUGAAGGCAGCCUAGGUGGCAUAGCCUCCAGCCUGAGCAGCCUGAACCUGGGCGGAGCAGGUGGCACGUCCUCCAUCUUCCCGACCUCUGCCUCCUCAUCCAUGAGUCUGGGUAGCUUGGGGUCGCUGGGCACUGCACCAGGAUCCCCCGGGCGUCCCCUUGGGCCUUCUACUGCCCCCGGGACAUCGCAGUCUCCCCUCUCCUCCAUCUUGCCUGCUUUACAGCUGGGCCCCCCACAUGCAGCAGCUGUGGGCUCUCAGCUGCCCACCUUGCCCACCUCCUCUAUCAUCCCGUCAUCUCUGAGGUCGCAUUCGGUGCAGCCCACCGUCAACGCCCCCAGCAGGCAAAUGGAUAUGUCCCAAAUCUUUGACAUGCCUCAAAUGGUGAGCAAAGAGGUUGAAGAUGAAGCCAAUAGUUACUUCCAGCGUAUCUACAAUCAUCCACCCCAUCCUACACUCUCCAUUGAGGAGGUAUUGGACAUGCUGAAGAAAUUCCACGAAUCGACCAACAAGAGGGAAAGGGAAGUCUAUUCGUGUAUGCUCCGGAAUCUCUUCGAAGAGUACCGCUUCUUCCCCACCUACCCGGACAAAGAACUUUUCACCACUGCCAGACUGUUUGGUGGUAUCAUUGAACAGGGUCUAGUCGAAUAUAUGGCCUUAGGUGUAGCACUCAGGUAUGUCAUGGAAGCUCUCCAGAAACCACAUGGAAGCAAGAUGUACUACUUCGGCAUCGUGGCACUGGACAGGUUUCGCAGUCGUUUGAAGGAAUACCCUCGCUAUUGUCAGCACCUUAUGGCUAUACAGCAUUUCAAUGAAUUUCCCCCACACCUUAUAGAGUACAUCAAGUACGGAACACAGUCGCAAGAACCCCCCUCACGCCCGUCUGGUGUUGUGCUCCCUCCUUCCAUGAAUGUGUCGCCAAGCACCCCAGCCCCAGGCACCUCAGCAGUCGCCGUCACGGGCACUGUUGUCCAGCCACCCAAUGUUGCAGCGUCGGCUGUGGUGUCAUCCGUUGCCAAGACCCUCACUGCCACCACCACCACGACAACUACCACCGCCAUCACCAGACCUCAGUCAAUGUCUGUUCCGUCUGCACCAGUGGGAUCUGGGAAGCAACCAACAAUCACAACAACCAACAUUGAAACACUGUUAGUUGCCACAGAAAAAGAAGAAAAGAUUACUCCUCCACCUGAGCAUAUGCAAGAUAAAAUUGCCUUCAUUUUCAACAAUCUUUCUCAAGUGAACCUUCCUCAAAAGUGCGAAGAGCUGCGUGAAGUGGUCAGCGAGGAGUAUUGGAUUUGGGUCGCCCAGUACUUGGUGAUGAAGCGAGCCUCCAUUGAAAAUAAUUUCCACACUCUUUAUUCCUUGUUUCUUGAUCAGCUAAAGAUGAACAAUUUCAAUGCAAUGGUUUGCAGGGAAACUUUAAGGAAUAUUAAGGUACUCCUAAGGGCCGACAAGUCUGCGGCCAACUUUUCUGACAAGUCACUAUUGAAGAACCUUGGACAUUGGCUGGGCAUGUUGACCCUGGCCAAGAAUAAGCCUAUCCUUCACUCAGACAUCGAUAUGAAGUCUUUGCUCGUUGAGUCUUACAACAAAGGCUUGCAGGAAAUGCAAUAUGUGAUUCCAUUCGUAGCCAAGGUGAUGGAGUCGUGUGCAAAGAGUCGUGUAUUUAAACCUCCUAACCCUUGGACAAUCGCCAUAAUGAAUGUGCUAGCAGAACUCCACAAGGAACCUGACAUGAAGCUCCAUCUCAAAUUUGAAAUUGAAGUUCUGUGUAAUAGAUUGGAAAUUAAUUUGGAGGAUCUGAAGCCAGCAAACAUCCUGAAUGACCGGGAGCGAAUUGCACGCCUGAAACCCCAGUUGUCGCAGCUGGUAGGAUCGAAAAGGGCUGAAUCGACUCCACUCUUCCCAGCUCUGCAAGCAUUCUCUUCAUCGACCAGUUUUAUGCACCCGAUGAAUACUGGCAGCCGAUGGGUAGCCAAUCCGAAUAUAAACCACGCACCGGGACACGAAGUCAUCAGUCAAGCAAAGACAAGUUGGUCACAAAUGGGUCCAACAGGGCAGGUGGAGAUGCCCACCAGCACAGUCACCGUACAGAGCUCGUCUGUGGGCGCCACGCCAACCCCUCCAUCAGUGUUGCCACCUCAUCCCUCCUCUACCCCAACACCUAUCCAGCCUCAACAACCUUCGGUCAAUGAGCCACGGUUUAUCUACUCUGAUAUCACCGUCACAUCCCUUCGGGGGCUUGAGCCUCACAUAUCUGUCUCAGUACCUCAGGUUGGUGGCAUUGCAACCAAUGCUCAAUUAAAACAGCUUGUGCGACAUGCUGUAGAAAUGGCAGUCCAGGAGAUUGUGACAGCAGUAUUGGAGCGCAGCAUCAAGAUUGCUAUCACCACAGCAGAGCACAUAAUCAAGAAAGACUUUGCUCUGGACCCGGAUGAGUCUCGGAUGCGAGUUGCAACUCAUCACAUGGUUCGCAACUUGACAGCAGCAAUGGCAAUGAUAACAUGCAGAGAUUAUCUGGCUACAAAUAUUGCCAAGAGCAUCAAGCAGGGAUUGAUGCAGGCUUUUUCACGAACAAAUCAGCAGCAGCUGCCACAACAGCUAGAGCAGAUGGAGCAGCUGGCUGCAGCCAUUGCUCAAGAGAAUGUUGGUAUAGCUUGUGCCUUUAUUCAGAAAACUGCUGCAGAGAAGGCUGUGAUUGAGAUGGAUAAGAGGCUGGCACAGGAAUAUGAAGUGAGGAAAGCCGCAAGGACAGAAGGCCGCCGCUAUUGCGAUGCAGUGGCUUUGACAUACCAGGCAGAGCGGAUGCCGGAACCCAUCCGCCUGAAAGUGGGUGGUGUCACCCAACCUCAGAUGGCUGUGUAUGAGGAGUUUGCCCGCAACAUCCCUGGCUUCCUGCCCAUCACUGAUCAGGACACCAUGUUCUUGACCAAGCCUGUUCCUAUUAGCUCGCAACAACAGCAGCAGCAACCCCCUCACUCACAACAGCAGGCCUUUGGAAGUGAUGAGACAACCGCAUUCCUGCUUCUGACGGAGCGCAUCAGUGCUGAGCUGGAACACACCAUCCAGGCCUUCACUACUCUGGCCCCCUCAUCCUCCCUCAUCCCGAUGCUGCACUCGCUCAGGGAAGGACUUCUGCUCACCCGCACCAACAGAGAUGCGCACACUGCUCAGCUGUUGCUCAGGAAGGCUGUGGAGAACCUCCUGGAGGGCGCACGAGAGCUGCCCACCGAACCAGAACUGAGCCAGCUUGCCCUUCGGUUCCGUGACUGCCACCUUAUUGUUUUGAAGGCCAUGGCUGAUCAUCGUUCCUAUGGAACCAACUGGACAUCGAAGAAUGUUACCAAAUGCUGGGCUGAAUCGCGCGAAGAAUUGAAGUACAACUUGGAUGUUGUCGACUGGCUGAUCCGUUCCAAUUUGCUGAACAUGCAGUUGCUGGACGAACACCUUGCUAGAACUCUAGAUGAUCCAAGGCUUCCAUCCUACAUCCCUUCCUUUUUCAUCAUGCAGCUUGUUCAGAUUUACCUCGUUGACGACCCCAGCAACAGCUUCCUGAGUGAGUCAGACUUGCAGCUAACACUGGAAGCCCUAGUUCGCAUGUGCCACUCCCGGCAGGCCCCAGAAGGCCUUGUGCCCCUCAUUGAUGCACUGCGGCUGAAGCAUGAUUUACUGGCGAGCGAGCGGCUUGCAGGGGGCAGCAGCCUCAGCGGCACAAAUAGUGCCCUGACCGCUGGGCCAAGUCUCCACUUCCAUUCGGGUGUGACGCAGGCAAGGGACUUCAGUGAUCCCCCAGCCUUGCAGGAGAAGACAGAGGUGUUGCUGCGGGAGUGGAUUCAGAUGUACCAUUCCCCAACAGCUGGCCAGGGGUCGGCCUCUGCCUUCCAGCACUUCGUGAAGCAGAUGAAUCUUCACGGAAUCCUCAAAACAGAUGAUCUCAUAACCAGGUUCUUUAGGAUCUGCAUAAGCAUGUGUCGUGACCUUUGUGUUCGAUCGAUUCUUGAGCAAGGCCAAGGACCAUCUCCUACCUACGUUCGCAGCAAAUGCUUCCAGAAUCUGGACGCCUUUGUACGUCUUAUUGCCUUAUUAGUCAAACACUCGGGGGAGGCAACAAACCCAACCACAAAGAUCAAUCUUCUAAAUAAGGUCUUAGGACUUGUGUGUGGCAUCAUGAUCCAUGACAUUGAGUCAAACGGCACCGAGUUCCAGCAGCUUCCAUAUCACCGCAUUCUCAUCAUGCUUUUCCUUGAGCUCAACGCCCCUGAAGCGAUCCUAGAGUCCAUCAACCUUCCGGUAUGUGAAGUAAGCUACACUCUCAGGGAACAAUGCUAGCACAUGUUCAUCCACUGGUAUGCUUUAUUUGGAGGUGGGUUGACGGUCCCAUGCACAAGACUUCAUUAGGAUAUAGGGCUCAUCCCUUGUUUGUCAUCUGUAAUGUUGUCUCCAUUUUUUUUCCUUAGUUGUUUUGACCUUUAAAUAGCAGCGGCCAUAUCCUCCAAAGUGAACACUCCCAGGAAGAUUUGUAUCCAUUGAGUUAAGCCAUUUGCAUUUUAAAAGUUGUUGUCUCAAACUGUAGUUCUUUUUUCUUGGCAGUUAAAGUCAUAUUGUUUUCAUUAUUUUCCUUGUUAUAUAAAAAAGGGAUAGUUGAUUUUUUUUUAGAAUCAUAUUCUUACAGAUUUUAUAACUAUACUACUUGUGUUUAUAUUUUUGUUUAUCUAUUUAUUGUCUUCUUGUUAAAUAUACCUUUUCAGUGGAGAAAAAGUAAGGAAAGUAUCUAUAGGGUAUCUUCACUUUAAAAAAAGGUGUGCAGAGAUUUUUAAAAAGAUCAGAUAAAAAAAUAUGAGAUUCAGCAGCUGAAGGUAAUUAAAGGAUUGGUCAUCAUCAAUGAGGAAGAUUGAGUCCUUAGGAAGACAAGGUCAACGGAUGUGCCUUCAUGUGUUCAGAUCCCAAAUACUUAUCAUAUUUGUCUUGUGAAAACUUGGUCGUUCCCUGUCUCACCUCCAAAUGCGUAGAGUGUAUUCAGUGCGCGAACAUGGCUAGCAGUUUCUUACCCCCAUGCUUUUUCUGAUUUUGAGAGAGAGAGAGAAAAAAAAAUUCUUGCAAAAAAUCAUAUUUUGAUAUAGCUGUAGUAGUAUUUGAGAUAUUUACUAUCUUUCCUUAAUAGAUGUGAAAUCAUUUUGUGUCAUAGGUACUUGAUGGUUUCAUUUCUCUCUAAAUUGUUUUAAAUUUUCAUGUGAUAUAAACUUCAGUUUUGUUAGCAUUGUUCUUGCUGUUCAAAAUAGGAUUAGUUCAGAUAGGAACUAUUGCAAUGCUUCAUUAAUAAUCAUUACUUUCAGAUUGAUAAUGCUAGCUUAUGUCUGUAUUUCCCUGUCAGAAGUGUUUCCAUGUCUUCAUUUUUAUCCUUGAAAAGCAUGUGAUGUGAAUAUUUAAUUCAGAAAGGAUAUUUUUUCUCAUUUUUUUCCCUUGUUCAUAGUUUUUGUAUAGUAGAUUUUCAACCCUUUCAUAGACAAAGAUUGUAGAGACAGUAGCAUCACCAAUGACUGUACAGACCUAACAUUAAUGCAGCAGCAUUAAGCAGCAUAUGCAUAAACACAGUCUGAUCUUACAGUUUUGUGUGUGUAUUUGAAACAAAAUCUGCAUUUGUUAACAGUUGCUUCAUCUGUAUUCUAUGCAAAUGGUUGUCCUUAUGUUGAGAUGUGCCCAUGUUGAGAUUUCUUGAAGGCUCUCAUAAAUGGAGCUCAUAUUUUAUCAUGCCAUGCAUUUCCCCAUGCAGGCUGUUCAUGAGAAUCCCAUUUAUUUCUUGUCCGGAUUCAGAAUUCUGGAAGAUGUGCGCCCUUUUUUGGGUGCAAAAGGUCUCUCCUUUAUUUUUCUUUACUGCCAGCAUCUUCUGUUUCAGAUUCCGAGUCUGGAAUACACUCUUCCAGAGUCUGGAGAAGUGACAGAUUGUGUGCCUUACUUGUUUUUAUGAAGCUUGAAACACAGAGGAGUCACUUCACGUGAUAUAGCUAUCCUUGCUUUACUAGUAUUAACACAUAGCAAAAUAACCUAGCUUCGUGGUAGAAAUUAAGCCUUAUCUAACUCAUUACUUGGACUCAGUCAGGGUUUUAUUAGCCCUAUGGCCAGAACCAGGUGAACUAUUUGGGGAACUAGGGAAACCAGCCAUAGAAUCUUGAUUUGCCUAAACAUGCUCUUUUUCCUUGAGUAGAGGGUUAUGAAUAAAGUUUCUCUGUGAUUAUCUUUGGUAUUGUUCAGUAAAAUUUUGCAGCUAUAUAGAUACAAAAAUUUAAAUGUUAUGUUGAUUAUUUAAUAUUGAUUUCUUUGAUUUGAGACAGUAAAUAGAGAAGCAGAUGGUCUUAUAAGGCCAAAGUUAAUCUGUGCAUAGAGAAAGCAGUGAAAUUUUAAAAUGGCCGUGAAUUAUUUUAAAUACUUCUGCCUUUUUUUUUUUUCUUUCCCUUAUUUUGACCCGUGAAAUAGAAUUAUAAUACAACCGAUGUGGAAGGCUGGGUGGCUGGAAGUGACUUUGGGAGCAAAGAUGAGCCUGAGUAGUGAAACUUGAGCUUUAGCUAAAGUAUAUAGUUCCUUGGAAAUCAUUCUAUUCUCUCUUAAAAAAAAUAGAAAUAAGAUAUACAAGAUGAGAGAAAAAAUUCAGAAAAUCACAAAAUAAAAGAGGAAAAGAGGAAAAGAAACAGAUUGCCUUUCUGUGUGUUGUAAAUAAGAUUAGCAUUACAAAAUCUUUUUUUCUUAUUGAGAGACAAGAGCUAGGUAUCCUGGGUAAACAUUUGCUCAUCAUUUUGAGGCUUUAAUUCUUUGAGCUCAAUACUUAACUCUCAUGUGUGGUUGUUGUGGCUGGGUUUUUUAAAGUUGUCAUCCAUAACUGUAAGUUUUUCAAAUUGAAUUUCUUUAUUUGGUAGUCUCUCACAUGCCUUUUGUUUAACACACUUGUAUGUCUUGUCACUCUAGAAUAAUUAACCCAUCCAUCUUUGCUAAAGAAAUUCUGUAAAUGCACUUACUUGAUAUCUUUUAUUUUAUU